GGCAUUUGCGCAUUGACCACCCCCGCCGCAAGCGACGACCACUAACCACCAUGGGCAAGACGAUGGACCCCGCUGCUGACGUGGACCCGAAAACUGUCCUCUUCGCCCUCAAGUUUCUCAACACGGCCACGAAGGAGAAGCUCGCGGACGCAUUCGAGCAAUUGAACGACGCGAUGCUCGACAAGUUCCUCGACCAGCGCCUCUUUGGCGGCCUCAAGAAGCUAGAUGACAUUGUUGAGAAGAAGAUCAUGCGGAAGAAGAAGUACGAAGAGUUCAAGAGCAUCCUACUCGAUUUCGCGGAGACGAACAAGCCCAAGGAAACGAGCAACCAAGACAGUACCAUUGCGUAA
Molecule: messenger RNA, 350 nt
Organism: Saprolegnia parasitica CBS 223.65
Lineage: Eukaryota; Oomycota; Saprolegniomycetes; Saprolegniales; Saprolegniaceae
Exons: 2
Coding region: 51-350 (99 amino acids)
Source: RefSeq, a predicted model, not a curated record